GGAACAAACAAGUAACAAUUGGCAUGGUCCAACUUUGGAACAAGGCAUCUUGGGCAUACGGCUGAGAGCCUCGCGAGAACCCGAUACCAGUGAUGGAUCUGAGGAUUUUCGCCGAGGACAGCACUAUCGAGAGGACGGCUAAGGAGGAAGAAGGUCUAUAUAAACCCCCUUCCUCUCGUCCCUCCCUUCGGUCUCUUUCCUCUCCAGUAUCCAUCACAACAAGCAAGCCCAGCCCACAGAAACCGACAAGCCAAAGCCAGCUCCUCAGCCUUCCAAACAGCCAACAUGCAGUUCUCGAACAUCUUCACCGUGCUGGCCCUCGCCAUGACGGCCACUGCCCUCCCUGCCGCCGACGUUGCCGCUCGCACCGACUCCGGAUCGUGCAACAACAACCAGAAGGCCAUCUGCUGCAACGGCGGCCUCAUCGGCGGUAUCCUUUGCAGCGUCCAAAUCCUCGCAAUCGGAGAUAUCUGCAGCGGCGAAACCUUCUGCUGCUCCAACGACGUGAAACAGGGCGGUUUGCUCAACAUCAACCUCCUCAACUGCGCCAAGCUCCUCUAAGAGGCUCGAGCAAGCACCUGAUCUGGUGGUAUCGCUGGGGCUGCCAGUAUUGCUAUCUUCCAGGCAGCCCCAUCUUGAAUUCGAGCGCAUGGACUGGCCGAACUGGAGAAAAUGGCGAGGAUGAUGGUUCUGGUGGGCCUUCAGGAGAAUUUAUUUUCGCGUCGGCAUGGUGUUUGCUCAGGCCUGAGUGUACGCUCGCUGCAUCUUCUCAAUCUUUCAAAAUCCAAUCUCUUGCCGGCUAC
Molecule: messenger RNA, 803 nt
Organism: Parathielavia appendiculata
Lineage: Eukaryota; Fungi; Ascomycota; Sordariomycetes; Sordariales; Chaetomiaceae
Exons: 2
Coding region: 286-561 (91 amino acids)
Source: RefSeq, a predicted model, not a curated record